AUGGGGAUGAUGGGUUCACUUGGAGUUAAUCAACAACUUAGAGCAAAUGGUCCGCUUUCUUAUGGUCAACGUUUCACUAAUAGCCAAAUAAGGCAGCAGCAGAUUUCAAUGCAAAAUCCUCUCUCCUCUCCUCAGAAACUUUCUGGUCAAGGCUUACCAAGAGGUUCAUCAUUGGCAUCAAUGAAUGCCCAAUUUUCUGGGUUAACUCAAAACGGUCAGCCAACAUCAGUACAAAAUGCUCUUGCCCAACAGCCAUGGUUGAAGCAAAUGCAGCAAACUGUUUCUUCCCCAGUUUCUCCUUCACAACAUCUUCAACAGCAACAGAGGCAGCAGCAAGCUUUCUCACCACAACAAACCUCUUCAGCUCAGCUGCAGCUUCAAAAAUCUAUGGGUCUGAACCAACAGCAAAUCUCCCAACUGGUACAACAGCAGCAGCUAGGAUCUCCAAGACAGCACCAGACGCAGCAGCAACAAUUGAUUCAGCACCAGCAGCAACAAAUGCAACUACAACAGCUCCAGCUAUUUCAGCAGCUUCAGCAGCAGCAACAAUCUCCAAGGAUGCAAGGAUCUGGAUUUCAAAAAUCUAUAAGUUUGACUGGGUCACAGCCGGGUACUCCUGCAUCUGUUACAACAAAUACUGGUGGAAAUUCGAGCCAGGGAGCUGAAACCAGCAGUCAGCUUCUGGGAAAAAGAAAAAUACAGGAUCUGGUUUCACAGGUGGAUCCCCAUGCUAAGCUGGAUCCAGCAGUUGAAGACCUCCUUCUGGAGAUGGCUGAUGACUUCAUUGAGUCGGUUACCACAUUUGCCUGCAGCCUAGCCAAGCAUCGGAAAUCUUCAACUCUGGAGUCCAAGGAUCUAUUGUUACACCUAGAAAAAAACUUGCGCUUGACAAUUCCAGGAUAUACCAAGGAGGGACAGACUUUCCAAAAAGAACCUGUACUAAAGGAUGUGCAUAAUAAACGCCUGGAAUCGAUAAGGGCAUCAGUGGAGUCUCAACCAUUUGAAAAGGAUGCAAAUUGUGUCAGAAAUACAGGCAGACAGGUUUCAACUGAUACAUCUCUAAAUCGUCCAUUCAAACCUUCGCCAAGUUCAGAGCAGCUGGCUCUUUCUGCAGCUGCAUCUCAAAUGCUACAGAAAGUCCCUCGGUUUUAAGUGUUUUAUCUUUCUCCCGUUUCUUCAGCUUCCCUCUCGUGCUGAUAACUGCCUAAUUUUGACCGACUAAUCUAGUGCAAUGUGACCUUUACUAAGAACCCUGUCAACCUGAUGGCUCCCAAAAUUGAACUCUGCAUUCUGAAGGAAAUGUUAUAGAAGAGGAACGAAAGAAAAUUGAUGUUCUACAAGUGAACAGAAUCUACGAGAUAGAAUGGCAUUUGGUUCCUUGUGCUUGUAUUAUGGUAUUAUCUAUUGUAAUGUGCAUACUGAAAUAAGAAAUUUCCCAUCUCAUUGGUUUCUGUAGAUCCAUGUAAAUAUUGAUAAUUUACGCAAGGUCUUCCUUGGUCUUAUGAAGUUAUGACAGUAUUCCUGUAAUGCUGAUGUAAGGAGUAAGAAACAUGUAAUCUGUAUAAAUUUUUUUUUGGCCCAUUGAGCCUCAUAGGGGGUCAAAUUCAGCAAUAAGCUGUUGUAUGAUUC
This is a messenger RNA of Asparagus officinalis (garden asparagus), 1629 nucleotides long. Its product is annotated as transcription initiation factor TFIID subunit 12b. Bases 1 to 1152 code for a protein of 383 amino acids. NCBI's taxonomy places the organism in Eukaryota, Viridiplantae, Streptophyta, Magnoliopsida, Asparagales, Asparagaceae. Gene Ontology annotation, biological process: RNA polymerase II preinitiation complex assembly; DNA-templated transcription initiation. The transcript is spliced from 8 exons. The record is from RefSeq and is a predicted model, not a curated record. Gene Ontology annotation, cellular component: SAGA complex; SLIK (SAGA-like) complex; transcription factor TFIID complex. Gene Ontology annotation, molecular function: TBP-class protein binding; protein heterodimerization activity; DNA binding.